CCUGCGCGCGCGCUCUCUCGGGCCCAAGUGAAUAGUCCUCGCGCGAGCGGGACACCGUGGUGGAUGCGAUUCCCCUCGCCUCCAGCCGCCAGGACCUCCCCGGCGCCGCAGGCAGCGUCCUCCUCCGAAGCAGCUGCACCUGCACCUGGGCAGCCUGGACCCUCGUGCCUUGUCCCCGGGACCUCGCGCGGGGGGCGCCCCGGGACACCCCCUGCGGGCCGGGUGGAGGAGGAAGAGGAGGAGGAGGAAGAAGACGUGGACCAGGACCCCCGUCGUACCCGGAACACCUGCCUGCGCUGCCGCCACUACUCUUUAAGGGAGAGGAGAAGAGAGCCGGGGAGAACCAUGGGGGGCUGCGAAGUCCGGGAAUUCCUUUUGCAAUUUGGUUUCUUCUUGCCUUUGCUGACAGCGUGGCCAGGCGACUGCAGUCACGUCUCCAACAACCAAGUUGUGUUGCUUGAUACAACAACUGUGCUGGGAGAGCUAGGAUGGAAAACAUAUCCAUUAAAUGGGUGGGAUGCCAUCACUGAAAUGGAUGAACAUAAUAGGCCCAUUCACACGUACCAGGUAUGUAAUGUAAUGGAACCAAACCAAAACAACUGGCUUCGUACAAACUGGAUCUCCCGUGAUGCCGCUCAGAAAAUUUAUGUGGAAAUGAAAUUCACACUGAGGGAUUGUAACAGCAUCCCAUGGGUCUUGGGGACUUGCAAAGAAACAUUUAAUCUGUUUUAUAUGGAAUCAGAUGAGUCCCAUGGAAUUAAAUUCAAGCCAAACCAGUAUACAAAGAUCGACACAAUUGCUGCUGAUGAGAGUUUUACCCAGAUGGAUUUGGGUGAUCGCAUCCUGAAACUCAACACUGAAAUUCGUGAGGUGGGGCCUGUAGAAAGGAAAGGAUUUUACCUGGCUUUUCAAGACAUUGGGGCGUGCAUUGCCCUCGUUUCAGUCCGUGUUUUCUACAAGAAGUGUCCCUUCACUGUUCGUAACUUGGCCGUGUUUCCUGAUACCAUCCCAAGGGUUGAUUCCUCCUCUUUGGUUGAAGUACGGGGUUCUUGUGUGAAGAGUGCUGAAGAGCGAGACACUCCUAAACUGUAUUGUGGAGCUGAUGGAGAUUGGCUGGUUCCUCUUGGAAGAUGCAUCUGCAGUACAGGAUUUGAAGAAAUUGAGGGUUCUUGCCAUGCUUGCAGACCAGGAUUCUAUAAAGCUUUUGCUGGGAACACAAAGUGUUCUAAAUGCCCUCCACAUAGUUUAACAUACAUGGAAGCAACGUCUGUCUGUCAGUGUGAAAAGGGUUAUUUCCGAGCUGAAAAAGACCCACCUUCUAUGGCAUGUACCAGGCCACCUUCAGCUCCUAGGAAUGUGGUUUUUAACAUCAAUGAAACAGCCCUUAUUUUGGAAUGGAGCCCACCAAGUGACACAGGAGGGAGAAAAGAUCUCACAUACAGUGUAAUCUGUAAGAAAUGUGGCUUAGACACCAGCCAGUGUGAGGACUGUGGUGGAGGACUCCGCUUCAUCCCAAGACAUACAGGCCUGAUCAACAAUUCCGUGAUAGUACUUGACUUUGUGUCUCACGUGAAUUACACCUUUGAAAUAGAAGCAAUGAAUGGAGUUUCUGAGUUGAGUUUUUCUCCCAAGCCAUUCACAGCUAUCACGGUGACCACGGAUCAGGACGCACCUUCCCUGAUAGGUGUGGUAAGGAAGGACUGGGCAUCCCAAAAUAGCAUUGCCCUGUCAUGGCAAGCACCUGCUUUUUCCAAUGGAGCCAUUCUGGACUACGAGAUCAAGUACUAUGAGAAAGAACAUGAGCAGCUGACCUACUCUUCCACAAGGUCCAAGGCCCCCAGUGUCAUCAUCACAGGUCUUAAGCCAGCCACCAAGUACGUAUUUCACAUCCGCCUGAGAACCGCGACAGGAUACAGUGGCUACAGUCAGAAAUUUGAAUAUGAAACAGGAGAUGAAACUUCUGACAUGGCAGCGGAACAAGGACAGAUUCUCGUGAUAGCCACCGCGGCCGUUGGCGGCUUCACGCUCCUCGUCAUCCUCACCUUAUUCUUCCUGAUCACUGGGAGAUGUCAAUGGUACAUAAAAGCCAAGAUGAAGUCAGAAGAGAAGAGAAGAAACCACUUACAGAAUGGGCAUUUGCGCUUCCCAGGAAUUAAAACUUACAUUGAUCCGGAUACAUAUGAAGACCCAUCCCUAGCAGUCCAUGAAUUUGCAAAGGAGAUUGAUCCCUCAAGAAUUCGCAUUGAGAGAGUCAUUGGGGCAGGUGAAUUUGGAGAAGUCUGUAGUGGGCGUUUGAAGACACCAGGGAAAAGAGAGAUCCCAGUUGCCAUUAAAACUUUGAAAGGCGGCCACAUGGAUCGGCAAAGAAGGGAUUUUCUAAGAGAAGCUAGUAUCAUGGGCCAGUUUGACCAUCCAAAUAUCAUUCGCCUGGAAGGUGUUGUCACAAAAAGAUCCUUCCCGGCCAUUGGGGUAGAGGCGCUUUGCCCCAGCUUCCUGAGGGCAGGGUUUUUAAAUAGCAUCCAGGCCCCGCAUCCAGUGCCAGGGGGAGGAUCUCUGCCCCCCAGGAUUCCUGCUGGCAGACCAGUAAUGAUUGUGGUGGAAUAUAUGGAGAAUGGAUCCCUAGACUCCUUUUUGCGGAAGCACGAUGGCCACUUCACGGUCAUCCAGUUGGUUGGAAUGCUCCGAGGCAUCGCAUCGGGCAUGAAGUAUCUUUCUGAUAUGGGUUAUGUUCAUCGAGACCUAGCGGCUCGGAAUAUAUUGGUCAAUAGCAACUUGGUGUGCAAAGUUUCUGAUUUUGGUCUCUCCAGAGUGCUGGAAGAUGAUCCAGAAGCUGCUUAUACGACAACUGGUGGAAAAAUCCCCAUAAGGUGGACAGCUCCAGAAGCCAUCGCCUACAGGAAAUUCUCCUCGGCAAGCGAUGCGUGGAGCUAUGGCAUUGUGAUGUGGGAGGUCAUGUCCUACGGAGAGAGGCCUUACUGGGAAAUGUCUAACCAAGAUGUCAUUCUGUCCAUUGAAGAAGGGUACAGACUUCCAGCUCCCAUGGGCUGUCCAGCAUCUCUACACCAACUGAUGCUCCAUUGCUGGCAGAAGGAGAGAAAUCACAGACCAAAAUUUACUGACAUCGUCAGCUUCCUUGACAAACUGAUCCGAAAUCCCAGUGCCCUUCACACCCUGGUGGAGGACAUCCUUGUAAUGCCAGAGUCCCCUGGUGAAGUUACCGAAUAUCCUUUGUUUGUCACGGUUGGUGAUUGGCUAGAUUCUAUAAAGAUGGGGCAAUACAAGAAUAACUUCAUGGCGGCAGGAUUUACAACUUUUGACCUGAUUUCAAGAAUGAGCAUUGAUGACAUUAGAAGAAUUGGAGUCAUACUCAUUGGACACCAGAGACGCAUAGUCAGCAGUAUACAGACUUUACGUUUACACAUGAUGCACAUACAGGAGAAGGGAUUUCAUGUAUGAAAGUACCACAAGCACCUGUGUUUUGUGCCUCAGCAUUUCUAAAAUGAACGAUAUCCUCUCUACUUCCCUCUCUUCUGAUUCUCCAAACAUUGCUUCACAAACUGCAGUCUUCUGUUCAGACUAUAGGCACACAACUUAUGUUUAUGCUUCCAACCAGGAUUUUAAAAUCAUGCUACAUAAAUCCUCUAUGAAUAACCUGCAAAUAAAACCCUGGUCCACUGAAGAUUAUUGCUACGCAAUGGUAAAUAACUCAGCAUGGAUGUGUAAUUUUGUAUAAGCAGUAUAUGGGAAGUGUUCACGGACUUCACCUAAAGGAAUUUAUCCAGUUGGGGCUUCCUUAGUGAUGUAUGUAGAGUGUGAUGGUAGAUGAGAACGAACUAGUUGACCUUUCUUUCAGGUUUUGUGAUCAAGUAGCUUCCAAACUGACAUAAAUGUUUGGUUUUUAGAUAAUUAUAUUCAGCUCUAUUGGUUGUAUUGUUACUUUUUUUUAAUAGUUUUACAGUUGGUGCCUGAUAUUAUUAGAAUUGUUUGCAGAAAUGACCAGUGAUAUCAUGUAAUGAAUUUUUGUGAGGUAUGACUAUGGUGAGAAGGGGGUUGUUAGGGAGGGAGGAAAAAAUACUGUGUUUUUAAAUCUUC
Messenger RNA from Cebus imitator (Panamanian white-faced capuchin), 4092 nucleotides. It is a transcript of the gene EPHA6, whose product is annotated as EPH receptor A6. Gene Ontology annotation, cellular component: neuron projection; plasma membrane. Lineage: Eukaryota; Metazoa; Chordata; Mammalia; Primates; Cebidae. The transcript has 18 exons. Gene Ontology annotation, biological process: protein phosphorylation; cell surface receptor protein tyrosine kinase signaling pathway; axon guidance. Gene Ontology annotation, molecular function: protein binding; transmembrane-ephrin receptor activity; ATP binding. Bases 64 to 3456 code for a protein of 1130 amino acids. The record is from RefSeq and is a predicted model, not a curated record.